This is a messenger RNA of Mangifera indica (mango), 965 nucleotides long. RefSeq names its product pre-mRNA-splicing factor ATP-dependent RNA helicase DEAH1-like. The record is from RefSeq and is a predicted model, not a curated record. Bases 420 to 674 code for a protein of 84 amino acids. The transcript is spliced from 7 exons. Lineage: Eukaryota; Viridiplantae; Streptophyta; Magnoliopsida; Sapindales; Anacardiaceae.
UGCUCUUCGAAGUCUCUAACCCACGAUCAAAUAUCCGGCAACCUGAUAUGCUCGUCGUGCGGCACGGUCCAGUCAUUUGACAAUUUUGAUCCCCAAACCUACGGCCGUGACGGCCCCAUUGGAAGUUACAUUCAGGAUGGAGAGGGAAAGUGUGGAGAAUAUUCUCCACAAGGAUAGGGAGGGAAAGAGGGGAGGAAUUUUUCCCGUGAGCCUUGCAUCACAUAUAGGAGAAUUGGAAAAUCCGAUGUGAGGAUUAUAAAACGUGCUAGAGGUAUCCGGGACCAGCUGGAGGGGCUUCUGGAGAGGGUUGAAAUUGAAGUAACAUCUAAUCUAGGUGAUUUAGGUUCUAUAAAGAAAGCCAUUACAUCUGGUUUUUUUUUCCUCAUUCUGCUGAGCUUCAGAAAAAUGGAUCUUACUGGAUGGUAAAACAUCCACAAAGAGUUCACAUACAUCCCAGCUCAGGGUUGGCACAGGUGCUGCCUAGAUGGGUUGUAUACCAUGAAUUGGUUCUGACGACCAAAGAAUAUAUGAGACAGGUAACUGAACUAAAACCGGACUGGUUGGUUGAAAUAGCCCCUCAUUAUUACCAGAUGAAGGAUGUUGAAGAUCCGGUGUCGAAGAAAAUGCUGAAAAGGGAGCAGGAUGAGCAUCCUAACAACUGGGUAGACAGAUAGUCGCAUAGGCACAACAAUUUUUCUGCUAUGUAUAUAGAUGCUCAUUGCUAGUUAUAUGGGGCCCGAAGAAACGAAUCCAGAAAACAGUCACCACCUUUUCAAAUUCCCUGCUUCGAUUAGAUGAGAAUCAUUACUGUAUCAAGGUAUAACCCAGAAAAAUUUUCUCGAGAUGUUGAGGUUAUAGAGUAGGAAGAGGGACAAUGUUUGAAAUAGAGUGUAUAUGAGGGGACCAAAUUGUAAAUACAUUCGUAUUCAUUCAAAGCUUGAAAGGUCUCUCUUGCUAGAUAGAAA